AUGGGUGAGCGAAGUCUCGCGAGAUUUCAACGUGGUUAUAGAACGCGCGAGCCACAGAGGCUUUAUAUAAGCGCGAGCCACAGCGGUUCCUCGGGUUUUUAAGUAACGUCCCACUGAGAAGGAGCCGAAGUACAGCCAAACAUGUCAGCCGGUAAAGCACAAAUUGGAAAACCUGCCCCUGACUUCACGGCCAAGGCGGUGAUGCCCGAUGGCCAGUUCAAGGACCUGAAGUUGUCUGAAUAUCGAGGGAAGUACGUAGUUUUCUUCUUCUACCCUCUGGACUUCACCUUCGUGUGUCCCACUGAGAUCAUCGCCUUCAGUGACGCAGCAGAUGAAUUCAAAAAGAUCAACUGUGAGGUGAUCGGUGCAUCCGUGGACUCGCACUUCUGCCACCUGGCCUGGAUAAACACCCCCAGGAAGCAAGGUGGCCUGGGACACAUGAAGGUCCCUCUGGUGGCCGACACCAAACGAACCAUCUCUGAAGAUUAUGGUGUACUGAAGGAGGAUGAAGGCAUUGCUUACAGAGGCCUCUUCAUCAUUGACGAUAAAGGCAUCCUGAGGCAGAUAACUAUUAACGACCUGCCGGUUGGUCGAUCCAUCGAUGAGACGCUGCGUCUGGUGCAGGCCUUUCAAUUCACCGACAAACACGGAGAAGUGUGUCCAGCUGGAUGGAAGCCCGGAAAGGACACCAUCAAGCCCGAUGUCGCAAAGAGCAAAGAUUUCUUCUCUAAACAAAACUAAACCCAUAAAAUUCUGCAGUGUAGUCUGACAGGCCCCACACUACUGGCACUUGUAUCGCACCUCAGUAAAAAUUACCACUCUGUUAAGCUGAAAAUAAGUGUGUAGGAUUGUAAUUGUUGGUUAUGUCAUGUGACUUUGUGAGAAGUAUGAUGGUCAUGUAGAAGACUACUAUUUUGUAUGUUUACAACUUUUCAUGUUUCCUUUUGUGAAAUAAAAAACGAAAAUAACGCA
Molecule: messenger RNA, 972 nt
Organism: Tachysurus vachellii
Lineage: Eukaryota; Metazoa; Chordata; Actinopteri; Siluriformes; Bagridae
Gene: prdx1
Product: peroxiredoxin 1
Exons: 6
Coding region: 142-741 (199 amino acids)
Biological process (GO): leukocyte activation; cell redox homeostasis; hydrogen peroxide catabolic process
Cellular component (GO): cytosol
Molecular function (GO): thioredoxin peroxidase activity
Source: RefSeq, a predicted model, not a curated record